Panthera uncia (snow leopard) is the source of this 9554-nucleotide messenger RNA. It is a transcript of the gene ZNF148, whose product is annotated as zinc finger protein 148. The transcript has 8 exons. The record is from RefSeq and is a predicted model, not a curated record. The coding region runs from base 2153 to 4537 and encodes 794 amino acids. NCBI's taxonomy places the organism in Eukaryota, Metazoa, Chordata, Mammalia, Carnivora, Felidae.
UUAUUUAUUUUUGAGACAGAGAGAGACAGAGCAUGAAUGGGGGAGGGUCAGAGAGAGACGGAGACACAGAAUGUGAAACAGGCUCCAGGCUCUGAGCAGUCAGCACAGAGCCCGACGCGGGGCUCGAACUCACGGACUGCGAGAUUGUGACCUGAGCCGAAGUCGGACGCUCAACCGACUAAGCCACCCAGGCGCCCCUAGAGCAGGGUUUUUGAUGUUACUCCAUGUUUCAGAGAGAGCAUAUUUAGUGGCAGUGAGAAGAAUAUGACAAGACAUAAAAUAGGCAUUAUUGGUGUUUGACCCAGGUGCAGCUUUGCUUCAGGAUUACUUCCAGAAUGCAGCCCCAGGUCAUUCAUUACGUUUCCCACCCUCCCUUCUACAUUUAGUCAGUCACCAAACUUAAUAAUGAAGGACCUGUGGAGACCCAGAGCUUUAAAAAGGCCUAACAGGGUUCAGGGAGGUCAUUUUGCCCAUCUCACUUUUCUGCUGUAAGCUGCCUGAUUUGGUCUAGAGUUGUUUCCAGGACAUACCUCAGACAUAGCUAGGCCUUGGCAAGUGGGUGGUGUGGGUUAGACUGAUUGAUGGUGGACAUCUUAAGGAAGGUGUUGGGCAUUACUGUAGUGGAAACAGAGAAUGUUUAAUGGUAAUUAUAUUAAUUUAACAGAUAAGUGACUUUACAAGAUAGGGGUUGGAUACCUGAAAAUCUUGGUUGGCUUAAGGAGUUUUCCUUGUAAAUUUGAGAAAAGCCCAUUUAUAAUGGCUAGAAUGAAAUACAUACUUGAUGUUUUGCAGGGUCCCAUAUAUGUGUGUUUGUCAACAUGUACACAUUUAAUGACACAUACUGUGUUAAUUUGAAUAGGCUCUAUAAUUAGAGUCUUUAGGGAAAUGGGCAUGGUAGUCUUGAGUUAUGAGUGAUUCCAGUGAAUCAGUAGAGAAUAUUUGGAAAGAUCAUUGUCAAAUUAUUGGGGGUGUGCUUGGGAAAUGAAUUUUUUAGUGACUGUGGUGGCCAUUCUGGAAUAGGUUCACAAAAUUUGAGGGCAAUUUGGGGCAAAUUUGUGUGUUAAGUUGGAGAGUGUUAGUUUGGAGGAAAUGAGGGAACACAAAAUGCAGUUUUGAGAAAGGUGAGUUGAUUUGGUGGGAGCUGAUCAAAAUUGUAAGUUAGCUGUGGAGAGGUUUUGAAUAGGUAAGUGGGAGAUGUAAUUUAUGAGGAAGCUUGGUAUUAGAAAAGUAAAUUCAAGAGUAAAAUUGGAGAGAUGGUUUAGGGGAGGUUAUUUUUUGAGGGGAAUACAGCUCUUAGGUUAAAAACAGGAAGGCAAGGGACAACUGCAACGAGUAAAGGUGUGGAGAAACAGAGUACGUGGAGGGGUUAAGGAAGAGGUUGCUGAAAGAUUUCUCAUCGUGAGGAGUGCUUUGUUGGAUACUACUUUUGAAUAGUGGUUCGGUAACGUAGGGGGCUUAAACGUCCCUCCGUCUGUAGGGGUGGGGACAGUUAGGCGGAAGAGUUACCUUUCUUGAGAAGCCGGGGCAGUCGGGAACCCAGGCCCGGAUCCGACCCCCGCACUGGCGGGGUUUUGUCUGCGCUCGGCCGGGGGGCGGACGCAGCGGAGGCGAGGGGCUGCGCCGUGCUGGGCCCAAGAGCCGCCACGGCAGAGCACAGCCGGGAGGGCCACCGGCGCGGCGCGGCGCUCCGCACUACCGGGCCUCUCCCAGGGCGCUUCAGUAAGUGAGCAGGCCGCGCGGGCUGUGCGGUGGGGGCCGGGAGGAGGAGCUUUCUGGAGCGCCCCCAGCGGACCUCCGCACGCGGCUCGCAAGGCUUCCUUUUGUUGUGUGUGUACGUGUGAGUGUGCGCGCGCGUGCGUGAGUGCGCCCGUGUGCAGGGAGGCGGCGGAGGAGCCGAGAAGCCGGGGCUUUGCCUGCCGGGGUGCCUCGGCGGGCGGCGGGGCCUCCCAGACGCCCGUCUUCCGGGUCGGGGCCCGCGGCGCAGCGAGAUGGCGAACUUUGACUUGGAUGGCAUAAGUGAUUAAGGUGGUGUGGAGGGUAUUUGAAGCUUACGAAAGGUAGAAACUCAACCAUGAUAUCUUUUUCAACUCUACAGCAUUCCCUUCCUUGAAGUCUUCAUUUUUAUCUUAGUCUCAGGCAGUUAUACUUAAGCAUGAACAUUGACGACAAACUGGAAGGAUUAUUUCUUAAAUGUGGCGGCAUAGACGAAAUGCAGUCUUCCAGGGCAAUGGUUGUAAUGGGUGGAGUGUCUGGCCAGUCUACCGUGUCUGGGGAACUGCAGGAGUCGGUACUUCAAGAUCGGAGUAUGCCUCACCAGGAGAUCCUUGCUGCAGAUGAAGUGUUACAAGAAAGCGAAAUGAGACAACAGGAUAUGAUAUCACAUGAUGAACUCAUGGUCCAUGAGGAGACAGUGAAAAAUGAUGAAGAGCAGAUGGAAACACAUGAAAGACUUCCUCAAGGACUACAGUAUGCACUUAAUGUCCCUAUAAGUGUAAAGCAGGAAAUUACUUUUACUGAUGUGUCUGAGCAACUGAUGAGAGACAAAAAACAAAUCAGAGAGCCAGUAGACUUACAGAAAAAGAAGAAACGGAAACAACGUUCUCCUGCAAAAAUCCUUACAAUAAAUGAGGAUGGAUCACUUGGUUUGAAAACCCCUAAAUCUCACGUUUGUGAGCACUGCAAUGCUGCCUUUAGAACGAACUAUCACUUACAGAGACAUGUGUUCAUUCAUACAGGUGAAAAACCAUUUCAAUGUAGUCAAUGUGACAUGCGUUUCAUACAGAAGUACCUGCUACAGAGACAUGAGAAGAUUCAUACUGGUGAAAAACCAUUUCGCUGUGAUGAAUGUGGUAUGAGAUUCAUACAAAAAUAUCACAUGGAAAGGCAUAAGAGAACUCAUAGUGGAGAAAAACCUUACCAGUGUGAAUACUGUUUACAGUAUUUUUCCAGAACAGAUCGUGUAUUGAAACAUAAACGUAUGUGCCAUGAAAAUCAUGACAAAAAGCUAAACAGAUGUGCCAUCAAAGGUGGCCUUCUGACAUCUGAGGAAGAUUCUGGCUUUUCUACAUCACCAAAAGAUAACUCACUGCCAAAAAAGAAAAGGCAGAAAACUGAGAAAAAAUCAUCUGGGAUGGACAAAGAAAGUGCUUUGGACAAAUCUGACCUGAAGAAAGACAAAAAUGAUUACCUGCCCCUUUAUUCUUCAAGUACUAAAGUAAAAGAUGAGUAUAUGGUAGCAGAGUAUGCUGUUGAAAUGCCACAUUCUUCAGUUGGGGGAUCACAUUUAGAAGAUGCAUCAGGAGAAAUACAUCCACCUAAGUUGGUUCUCAAAAAAAUUAAUAGUAAGAGAAGUCUGAAGCAGCCAUUGGAGCAGAAUCAAACAAUUUCUCCCUUAUCCACAUAUGAAGAGAGCAAAGUGUCAAAGUAUGCUUUUGAACUUGUGGAUAAACAAGCUUUACUGGACUCAGAGGGCAAUGCUGAUAUUGAUCAGGUCGAUAAUUUGCAGGAGGGGCCCAGUAAACCUGUGCACAGUAGUACUAAUUAUGAUGAUGCCAUGCAGUUUUUGAAGAAGAAACGAUACCUUCAAGCAGCAAGUAACAAUAGUAGGGAGUAUGCGCUGAAUGUGGGCACCAUAGCUUCUCAGCCUUCUGUAACACAAGCAGCUGUGGCAAGUGUCAUUGAUGAAAGUACUACGGCAUCCAUAUUAGAUUCACAGGCACUGAAUGUGGAGAUUAAGAGUAACCAUGACAAAAAUGUUAUUCCAGAUGAGGUACUGCAGACUCUCUUGGAUCAUUACUCUCAUAAAGCUAAUGGACAGCAUGAGAUAUCAUUCAGUGUUGCAGACACUGAGGUGACUUCUAGCAUAUCAAUAAAUUCUUCAGAAGUACCUGAGGUCACCCAGGCAGAGAAUGUUGGAUCAAGCUCCCAAGCAUCCUCAUCAGAUAAAGCCAACAUGUUGCAGGAAUACUCAAAGUUUCUGCAGCAGGCUUUGGACAGAACUAGCCAAAAUGAUGCCUAUUUGAAUAGCCCGAGCCUUAACUUUGUGACUGAUAACCAGACCCUUCCAAAUCAGCCAGCAUUCUCUUCCAUAGACAAGCAAGUCUAUGCAGCCAUGCCCAUCAAUAGCUUUCGAUCAGGAAUGAAUUCUCCACUAAGAACAACUCCAGAUAAGUCCCACUUUGGACUAAUAGUUGGUGAUUCACAGCACUCAUUUCCCUUUUCAGGUGAUGAGACAAACCAUGCUUCUGCCACAUCAACACAGGACUUUUUGGAUCAAGUGACUUCUCAGAAAAAAGCUGAGGCUCAGCCUGUCCACCAAGCUUACCAAAUGAGCUCCUUUGAACAGCCCUUCCGCGCUCCAUAUCAUGGAUCAAGAGCUGGAAUAGCUACUCAGUUUAGCACUGCCAAUGGACAGGUGAACCUUCGGGGACCAGGGACAAGUGCUGAAUUUCCAGAAUUUCCCUUGGUGAAUGUAAAUGAUAAUAGAGCUGGGAUGACAUCUUCACCUGAUGCUACAACUGGCCAGACCUUUGGCUAAAAAAAAGUGUAAAUAAUACUGGCACUUUAGAACAGAUUAAUCAAGAGUGGGGUUACUCUGUGUAAAUGGAGUGCUGUACAGAUUUAAGAGCAAUGCGUUAUAACAAGUUAAGCUGAUAUGAAUAGCAAGAUAAUCCAAUAACUGCAUUUUGUUUGGUUAGUCAGCAUUCUUUGAACUGCCUUACAUGUUGUCACCUUUAUAGAAGCAAUGCAUUACUUGUUUUAGAACAGAAACUUGCUAUUCCACCUACACCGAGUUUAAAAGGAAAAAAAAAAAGACUUUCGCACAAUUGUUUCCUAAUUGAUAACAUUGUACAUUCUUAGGAGAUUAGUAAUUGUGUGAAAUUUACUCAUACUGUUUCUAAGUUUUUCAGCAUAGUCAUUGCACUUCAGCAGGGAAUCUGAGUAUACUUUACAGACAGAGUGAACUUCAGAGUUUAAAUGUCAAGAGAUUAUGGCUUAAAUAAAUUAGUGUGUCCUAUAGGAGGAAAAAAAGAAACCAAGAAACCACCGUUUAAAAAGAAUGAUAUGCCAUAUACCCUUGAUUUUCAUUUUGCAUUAUAUUGACAUGUUUUUUUUUUUGAGAAAAGAAAGUAAUAAAAAUCUGAUAGUCUAAGACUCCACUAUUUAAAAGCCUAAUUACUUUUAAAAUAUGCAUACUUUCAAAACUUUUACCAAAAUACGUAACUGUUGAAGCAUUCACUUCUCAAUGGAAGUAUGCAUAUUGGUGUCAGUUUCUUUGUACAGUUGUACUUAGAUAUUUUUUAUGAUUUUUCAUGUGCAGGUAUCAAGGUUUUGAAGUUUUAGUAAAAAGAUAUUCUGUAGAUUACAUUCCCAAGAACAUAAUGCUUACACAAAAUGUAUAUUCCACGUUUUAAAGCUUAAUUGUAUUUUACUUUACAUAUACACUUCAGUUAACAUAGAGCACUUAGAAUCUAUUUGGUAUUUUUGAUUUCUCAAAGUAAAAAAAAAAAAUUAGAUUUUUAGGUUUGAUAUGGUUGUGUCAUAAUCAUCUCAUAAUUGACAAUUUUAAUUUUUGGCAAUAAAAGGAAAUUGGAUAUCUUUGGAACUGUAAAACCUGGUUUAAUCCUUCUCUUUCUAGAAUCUUGAUAGAUUGAAUAAUUAAACAGUAUCCAGAGAAACUAAAGAAAUGGGCAUUUUAAUUGCUUAUUUUAUCUUGAAUUACUUUUUAAUGAACACUGCUCAUUACAAUUUUACAAACCAAAAGUGUUUACUAAUUCUAGUAACUACAAUUUCUUUUUCAGCUAGAUGAGUGAUCGGAAACUUUUUGUUGCAUUUCAAAAUCUAAAUAAACUACAGACUUUAUCCUUAUACCACGAAUGUUUUUUUUUUUUAAUAUAUAUAUAUAUAUAUAUAUACUUUGUCUUAAAAUAAUACAGCAUGGUACCAUAAAUAGUGCUUUUAUAUAUACACAUAUGUAUACUUUUCUAAAGAAUGAUGGUUUGAUUUACACAUUGGACAGUUUUAAUUUUUGGAAAAUAACAUUACUUCUAUUGAUUUUAUUAUCCUCUUUAAUUUGUUCCAACUUUUUUGCUUAUUUUAAUUUCCACCAUGUUUGUCACAAUGCACAUACUGAUGUAGCACCAGUGAUACUCUAAAAUUAAUAUUCUUGGAAGGUGAAACUUUAUAGUUGCUAAUUUCCACUUUAACUUUUAUAUUGGCCCUAUAGAUCUGCAGUCUUUGUUUCAGUAUAGAAUGUUACACAUUUAAAUUAUUGUUUCUUUUAUUUAAUGUUAUCCCAAGACUGUUCUCAUAAAGGGAACAAAGAAAAUAUCAACCCUUAACAUCUUUUACAUUUAUUUUGAAUAUUUUGGUGUUUUAUGACAAUGAAUAUAAAUUAUGUUUAAUGUGGUUUCCUCUGUACGUUGGUUAUUAAGCUUUGCUUGAAAUAUUAAUUUUCCUAUUUGACAGCUUUCUUUGCUGCCAAACUUUUCAAGAAUUUUAUUUAGGCUUCUCUGAGGUAGAUGUUUAAGUUCUGCCAUUACUGACUUUGAAGAAUAGUGUGUGUUGUGUUAUACAUCAUGCAAUUGCAAGAAGGCUCUAUUCAGGUGAGAUGUGAAAAAUGGAACUGUGCUCACGCUAUAUAGGUGUUUAUAUUUUUCUCAUACUGUUAUUUGAUAAUAGGCAUUUAUUUCCUGAGUUGAUUUCUUUCUCUUUUUUCUUUUUCUUUUUUUCUUUUUCUUUUUCUUUUUCUUUUUCUUUUUCUUUUUCUUUUUCUUUUCCUCUUUCUCUUUCUCUUUCUCUUUCUCUCUCUUUCUCUCUUUCUCUCUUUCUCUCUUUCUCUUUCCUUUUUCCUUUUUCCUUUUUUCUUUUUCUUUUUUUGAGCCUGGUCAAAAAUUUUGUUGUUCAACAGCUUGUUCAGUCCUGAUAUAGUAUACAGUUUUUGUUUGUUUUAAUAUCACCAGCACAGUUUUUUUAGAGUGUGACUCUACUGCUGAGCAGUUAGGGUAAGCCAAGGAAGGCAGGCCUUUGAAAAUGGUAGUUACGCAAGCAAAAUUUCAGGUGUUGCAUUCCUGUCUUUGGCACAUUUCUUUAAAUAUACAUAAUGGCAGACUUUUCUACCACAUUGUAAGCAUUUGAUACUUUGACAUAAGUUAUUGACGUACCAUUUAAGUAUAGUAGUUGUGGCUCUCUUACUGUGAAAUUCUAAAUGCCUACCAGAAUUACCUUGUAUUAUCAUCAUAGGAUAAACAUCUCAACAGUUUGGGUUUCCCCACUUUGCUUUAGAAAGUUACUUAAUUUGUAUCUGGGCAUUAAUAGUAAAAAGUAAGUAGCCUUUAUGUGCUGCUGUAGAUCAGAAUAUUGAGGAUAUGAGAUAAUCCUUCUGCAAUUUGUGUUUUUCAUUUCAGUUAGCAAAGUGUUCCAUUAAAACAUGCUCUUCUACCAUUAAACUUUUGGUCAAUGUAAGGGAGGUAUGCUUUUGCACUUAGGACCUACUCUCCUGUUUGAAGAUUAGAAGCAGAUCAGGUUAGAUGAGGUAAUUUCUGUUGAACAUCUUGUAAAGCUUUUUUUUUUUUUUUUUUGACUUCUUAUUGUACACAUAUUCAUUUGGUUCAGAAUAUUUGAGUGGCUCUUAAAUCUUUUGGAUGUACUUGCAGAUUUUCUGUUUGAUACCAUACAAAUCCAUCCUUUUAGCUCUGGCUGAGGACUGUCAGUGUUCGGGUAAUUUUCCCUUUCUGACAGGCAAAAGAGGUCUUGUGCUCAGGGUAGGCUUUCAUUACCACAGGGGAGAGAAACUUGCAAAGUGCCAGCUAGGUUAGAUCUUUUGCCACUUCUUUCAUUUUAUCAAUUUGGGUUUUUAAAGGGCUGUUUUAAAAAAAAAAAAAAAGCCGGGAAACUUUAAAAGUAGGCAUUACUGUAGUACCGCAUUUCUUAGACAUAGAACAUCUUAAACUAGAACUUGUUUUUUCACAGUAUAAUUACUUGAAGAAGCACUAUUAUAAUCAAUGAGAAACUUUUUGACACUGCAAUUUAAUUUAAACUUUUUCCGUUUCAAAUUGCUUUAUUUCAGGGAAAUAAUUUUCCAGUUGUUUUGCUAUAUUCUGCAAAUAAAACCGUGUUUCCUUUUUUCACUUAAACGUUGGUAGGAAACAAACUAAAGCAGACAAACAUUUCUUGUUGUGUUUGUUGCUUUCUUUAAUCCAAUGGAUAAAAAAGUAAAACCCUGUAAACAUUAUUUUAUUUUUUUAUGCAAUACCAUGCUGUAAAUACGGUUCAUCAAAUAAGGAUGUACCUAUGAUUGAAUCUUUAAUUCUGCACAGUUAGAGUUUAUAUAUAAACGUGUCUUGACAAUCAAGGACUUUUAUGUGAGUCUUCCUUUAUGAUGUUUAUUAAUGUUAUGCAUUCCAUUUGUUUUGAAGUGAGUACCAAUGUGCUAAUUUGUAUUGUCUGAAAGUAUGUAAUGUUUUUACAGCUUGUUUUUAAGAAUCUGUAAAUAUGUACAAACAAAUCACAGUACUGCUUUAUGUUAGAAGGCAUAUGAUGUUGUACUGUACGUAAGCAAUAAUACAUAGCAGUGCUAACUGUACAAGUAGCAUCAGGAAAGUUCUAAAAACAUUUCAGAGUUAUUCUCCUUAUUUCAUUUAAUAAUGAUUAUCUUUAAUCAGUUUUUAUAAGUAAAUUCCAUUGUUCCUCCUACUGGAACAUAACACUGUUUACACAGCAUAAUUGAAGUUGCAGGGGAGACAGGCUAAAUCUGACUUCAUCUGUACUCACUUUCACUAAGCAUUGAAUGGCCUUACCACUCUUCUGCAAGAUGGAGGAAGACCGCAAAACUUAGUGCCCAUCACACUGAAGGAAGGGGGUGUGGUUUUUUUUUUGUUUGUUUUUUGGUUUUUUUUCCUGCUUCUGUACUGCUACCUAACUUUGUGGUUUGCUUUGGAUUUAAUAUUUGUUUCUGUUUUAGAUUCAAGCCCAUAAGUUUUGAGGUGACUUCAGCUCCAUUGUGACAUAGUUCUCUUCAUAUUUCAUAGCUACAUUUCAGUAAUUCUAAACUUUCUACUUUGAUUUUUAGAUAUGUAUUUUUCAAGCUUGAUUUCUCAGCUGAACAGAUGAAUUUAUUCAACUUCAAUACAAAGAAAGACAAACCUAUUGUAGUUUGAAUUGAGUAGAUAUUAUACUGUACAGAACAGCUAACUAUUUGAACACACACAUCACUGCUUUAGAAAUAAAACCGCCAAUUUAUAAAUGUAUAUGACCUACAUUUUAUAGGAGAAAUGUUUUUAAAUGCUAGUCAUUUAUAUAAUGUGCUUUGAAGGAUUUGCUAGUCCACUUCUGUCACUUUUUAGUACACUGGUAUCUUUUAUAUGUAAUGUAUGCUUUUUAUUAUUGUAGCAAAGCAUUUCAGUAGAAUGAAUUUUGCAACAAUAUGGGGGGAAUUUUUCAUUGUUGGAUUUGAAUUAUACUGGAUUUUAUCUGUGUAGUCUUGUCUUUAUUUUAAUGCUGUCUGGAAGGGAACUUGGUAUCCAAAUAAAGCAGGUAACCUCAUUUUACUUCAA